Molecule: messenger RNA, 869 nt
Organism: Rubroshorea leprosula
Lineage: Eukaryota; Viridiplantae; Streptophyta; Magnoliopsida; Malvales; Dipterocarpaceae
Source: the annotation of a GenBank genome assembly
GAAUUCAUUGGUUUCAGUUUCACAAAUAUGUGAUUGGCUAAUGUCCUUUUUCCAGGUUUUGAGGAUAUUAAUAUCCCAUUUGGAUCUAUUGAAGCUACUGAUAGAUCAACAGUCAACCUGGAACAGCGGUUAGAUCAUGAUGGUGAUCCUCUAGCCAUUACCAGUACUACCGAUGCAGUGGGAGGUGAUGGAGUUUCCCCAUGGAGUUGGAGAGAUACAUCUGGAAAUGGAGGGGAGGACCACUCUUCUUAUUGUGGGAGGGUUAUAUCAGUCAAAUAUGGGGACUUCACUAAAAGGAUCGGCAUUGAUGGAGCUCCAGAUGCGAUAAAAGAAGCAAUCAAGUCUGCAUUCGGGUUAAGAACAAAGCGAGCAUUUUGGUUAGAGGAUGCAGAGCAGGUUGUCCGGAGUCUGGAUAGGGACAUGCCUUUAGGAAACUACACUCUUCAACUCGACGAAGGAAUCACCAUAAAACUAUGUCUUUACAGUGAAACUGAGCGCAUAGCUGUUGGCACUGAGGAUAAAACAUUGUACACAGAAGAUGAUCUUCGUGAUUUCCUUAGUCGCCGUGGGUGGACAGGUCUGAGAGAGUUGAAUGGAUACAGAUGCAUUGAUACUCUAGAUGAUCUCCAAUCUGGUGCCGUGUACCAGGGGGUGAGACUUCUGGGCGGCUGAAAGCCUGAAACUUGUUUUUGUUUGAUUUCAUAGCUUUGAACCAUAAGUUCACUGCAAUGUCAUAUAUUGUACAGUUGUAUCGUUGUGAAUUUGUGAUACCAUUGAAUUUUGGUUUAAUGUUACUGUAUUUAUAUGGUUUUAAGGUUUAUACAUAGUGAGCUUGUAUUUAAAUUUAUCAAUACAAGACCUAUUAUAUU